GUGAUUGCGGAGCACAGACAGGAACAGGUGAAGAGUUACGGCCACUACGAAGUGGUGCAGGACGUGAAGGGCCAGACGACGUUCCUCCAGGAGUUGGACAGAAUCGAGAAACGCAGACACGAAGAACAGGAGCGCGAGGUUCUCAUCAAAGCCGCCAAAAGCCGAUCCAAAGCCGACGAUCCCGACCACAUCGCCAUCAAACAGAGGGCUAAAGAGAUGCAGCGCCAAGACCGAUCCAAAGCCGACGAUCCCGACCACAUCGCCAUCAAACAGAGGGCUAAAGAGAUGCAGCGCCAAGAGUUGGAAGAGCUGAGGCAGCGCGAGGCCAAUGAGACGGCACUGCAGGCCAUAGGAAUGCCGCGCAAACGCCUCAAAACUAGUUUGAAUUCGACGGCGACCAACAGCCCGGGCGGCGGCGCCGGUGCCAGCGGUUCGCCGUUUGGCGCCACUCAGUCGGCCAUCGCGUCCAGCCUUAGCUCGUCGUUCACUUUGGGCGCCAACCGUGGCCUAAAGCCCAUGCGGCGAAUAAAACGGGUCAGUCUUAAAGACCUGCACUUUUUGAUGGAGACCGAGAAGGACACAGUCAGGCGGCCGAUACUCUACAAGGCGUACCUUAAAUAGCGGCGCAACGACUGUCCGCUUUCCCCGACGUGUUGUCACCCUUUUUAUGUUCCCGUUAUAUAACAAAUACAAAACAUUUAUAUUUACAUAUA
This is a messenger RNA of Medioppia subpectinata, 713 nucleotides long. The record is from the annotation of a GenBank genome assembly. NCBI's taxonomy places the organism in Eukaryota, Metazoa, Arthropoda, Arachnida, Sarcoptiformes, Oppiidae.